AUGGACGCCCAAACUCAUGCAGAAAAACAGAAAGAAAAAAAAAUAAAAAAAAGUCAAAGACCUUUGGUUGUAAGUAACAGAAAGCCUUUUAAUGUUAUUCACAAAAACCACACUCCCAAACCUUCCGUAAGGGACCCCAGAUUUUCGGACUUCUCAGGGUCCUUUAACCCUAAUUUUUUUAGAAACGCUUACAAAUUUUUAUACGAAUCUAGAGAGGAAGAAAAAAAAUUAAUUGAAAAGAAACUAAAAAGCAAAAAUUUAACAGAAGAUGAAAAAUCCGAAUUAAAAAAAAAAUAUAAUAAUUAUAAAAGUACAGACGUGCUACUAAAAAAAAAGGAAGAAGAAAGAAAAUUAAAAUCACUACUCAUAAAGCAAGAGAAGGAAAACAUUUUAAAUAAAAAGAAAAAACCUUUUUACUACAGUGAUAGAAAAAUAAAAAAAAUUGUAGAAGAAAAAAUGGCAAAUAACAGAAGUAUUCAAAAGGUUAUUAGAAAGGAAAGAAAAAUUUUACAAAAAGAGAGAAAAACGAACAGUAUUCCAGAAAGGAGGUACGUUGAAAAUGGCUAA
Molecule: messenger RNA, 567 nt
Organism: Plasmodium malariae
Lineage: Eukaryota; Apicomplexa; Aconoidasida; Haemosporida; Plasmodiidae
Gene: RRP36
Product: rRNA biogenesis protein RRP36, putative
Exons: 2
Coding region: 1-567 (188 amino acids)
Biological process (GO): maturation of SSU-rRNA from tricistronic rRNA transcript (SSU-rRNA, 5.8S rRNA, LSU-rRNA)
Cellular component (GO): 90S preribosome; nucleolus
Source: RefSeq, a predicted model, not a curated record